AUGUUCGCGGGACGGCGUAUCGGAUUGUUUCGGAUUUUGGUACUCAUUGUGGUACUUGCUGGUUCCGCGUUGCUUUUGCAUAGAUUGGAAUACAUCGACCAUGAGAUGGUCACUGACUCUAUCAGGCAAUUUGGAUACAAGAACGCUGAAGACAAGAUAAAGAUGCCAGCCGGUGUCCGGAACACUCAAGAUGGCUUGAAGAUUGAGUACGUCGAGGUUGCUGACAGACAGGGUACUCCUCAGGAGAUCGCUCACAUCAACUUCCAGAGAUGGAAGAACGUGCAACAAAAGAAAAUUCACGAACCGAAGGAUUUCAACAUCGAAAAAAUUCGGCCCCCCGCGGAUCCGGCCACCUAUGACCGUGAGCUGGCUUCCAUCGUUUCUCUUGUCAGGAACAGAGAGAUGCAUGCACUCGAGAGUUCUAUGAGGGAGUUCGAGGAAAAGUUCAACAGCAAGUUUCUAUAUCCGUACACCUUUCUCAAUGAGCAGCCGUUUUCUCAAAAGUUCAAGGAGAAGAUGCGUUCGCUCACAAAGGCAGAGGUGAAUUUCGUCCAUAUCCCAAAUGAAGUGUGGAGGAAGCCUUUCGACAUCGACACUCUCAAAGAGAAGGAGGGCAUUCAGUCUCUUCUCGAUGAUGGCGUUGGGUACUCAGAUAUGGAAUCCUACCAUAACAUGUGCCGUUUCUAUUCAGGUGCCUUUUACAAAUUGCCCGAGCUACAGAAGUAUAGAUACUACAUGCGGAUGGAGCCAGAUGUGAAAUUCUUCACUGAUAUCAACUACGACAUAUUCAAGUAUUUGUCUGGGACUGGAAAGGUGUAUGGCUUCACCGUUGCCUUGUAUGAUAGUCCCCAGAGUGUUCGCACUCUAUUCCCAGAAACAAUUAAGUUCCUCAAUGAAGGCAACAACUCGGAGUAUUUACACCCACGCGGUGCAUUCCAAUUUACUACAGAAAGUAGACAGCAUCCAGAAAUCCAUAAAAUUACUGGUGGCUACUCCACUUGUCACUUCUGGAGUAACUUUGAGAUUGCAGAUAUGGAUUUCUUCCGUGGUGAAGCUUACAGUAAGUACUUCGAGUAUUUGGACUCAACGGGCAAAUUCUAUUAUGAGAGGUGGGGCGAUGCUCCUGUUCACUCUCUCGGGUUGAGUUUGUUUGCUGACAAACUGAAAAUCCAUUGGUUUCAAGAUAUCGGGUACUUCCAUUUCCCAUAUUAUAACUGUCCGAACAAUGAGCAAACGAAGGGUUGCAACAAUGGACAAUUCGAUGAAUUUAAUGACCUCGCCAAUCAAAAUUGCAUGGGAACAUGGCUUCAUUUUGAGACAGGUGUUAAAGAUGUAUAUUAG
This is a messenger RNA of Australozyma saopauloensis, 1341 nucleotides long. It is a transcript of the gene KTR4, whose product is annotated as putative mannosyltransferase. The record is from RefSeq and is a predicted model, not a curated record. The transcript has a single exon. Gene Ontology annotation, biological process: protein N-linked glycosylation; cell wall mannoprotein biosynthetic process; protein O-linked glycosylation. Gene Ontology annotation, molecular function: alpha-1,2-mannosyltransferase activity. Gene Ontology annotation, cellular component: membrane; Golgi apparatus. Bases 1 to 1341 code for a protein of 446 amino acids. Lineage: Eukaryota; Fungi; Ascomycota; Pichiomycetes; Serinales; Metschnikowiaceae.